Condylura cristata (star-nosed mole) is the source of this 1655-nucleotide messenger RNA. RefSeq names its product cation channel, sperm associated 2 (gene CATSPER2). Gene Ontology annotation, cellular component: membrane; CatSper complex. The transcript is spliced from 12 exons. Gene Ontology annotation, molecular function: calcium-activated cation channel activity. Bases 1 to 1611 code for a protein of 536 amino acids. Lineage: Eukaryota; Metazoa; Chordata; Mammalia; Eulipotyphla; Talpidae. The record is from RefSeq and is a predicted model, not a curated record. Gene Ontology annotation, biological process: fertilization; transmembrane transport; sperm capacitation.
AUGGAUACUUAUCACCCUUAUCAGCGACCAGGUCACAUGCAACUGCCCAGAGCUGAUGCCAUUCGUUCACGCCUCAUUGAUACUUUUUCUCUUAUCGAGCAUCUGCAAGGGAUAAGCCAAGCUGUGCCAAGGCACACUAUCAGAGAGUUAGUUGAUCCUUCCCGUCAGAAGAAACUUAUGAUGAGAGAUCAGCAUCAACUUGUGCGCUUCUCCAUAAAGCCCCGUCAUGUAGAACGGAUUACACAUGGUCGGAGACUGCUGAGCAGACUCCGAGUGCGCUGCAAUCAGAGGCCUCCUCUGUCCUUGUGGGCUGGAUGGGUCCUUGAGAGUUCUAUCUUCACGAACUUCAUCAUCUUCCUCAUCUUUUUGAAUACAAUUGUACUGAUGGUUGAAAUAGAAUUGCUCGAAUCCUCAAAUACUAAACUGUGGCCACUGAAGCUGACUCUGGAGUUGGCAGCUUGGUUCAUCUUGCUUAUUUUCAUGUUGGAGAUCCUUCUUAUGUGGCUCUCCAGCUUUUUGCUCUUCUGGAAGAAUGCCUGGAAUGUAUUUGACUUUGUUAUCACCAUAUUGUCCCUGAUUCCAGAAGUUGUGGUGCUGGGAGGGGUAGAAAGCCAGUCUGUAUGGCUCCAGUUGCUGAGGAUCUGCCGGGUGCUAAGGUCUCUCAAACUCUUUGCACGGUUCCGUCAAAUUCGAGUCAUUAUUUUGGCCCUGGUCAGGGCCCUCAAGAGCAUGACCUUCCUCUGGAUGUUGCUGCUCAUCUUCUUCUAUAUUUUUGCUGUGGCUGGUGUCUACUUCUUUGAGAAUUACACUCGUUCACCUCGCCAGGACCUGGAAUACCAGAUGUUCUUCUCGGACAUUCUGAAUUCCCUGGUGACAGUGUUCAUUCUUUUCACCUUGGAUCAUUGGUAUGCACUGCUUCAGGAUACCUGGAAGGUGCCUGAGGUCAACCGCACCUUUAGCAGCAUCUAUGUCAUCCUCUGGUUGUUACUUGGUUCCAUUCUUUUUCGAAAUAUCAUAGUAGCCAUGAUGGUUACUAACUUCCAGAAUAUCAGGAAUGAACUGAAUGAGGAGAUGACACAUCUGGAGGUUCAGCACAAAGCUGACAUGUUUAAAAGGCAGAUUAUCCAGAGGAGGCAAAACCUAGCCCCGGAUGGACAGAAGUCAAGCAUUACCAAAAUGAAUAUAAGAGAGGAAAGUCAAGAGGAAUUUUCACCCAUAUCAGAAAAAGUUUCUCUGGAUAUGUCUCAUGAGAAAACAACUCCAUUAAAAUCAAAAAGGCCUGUGCCAAAACGGAGAAGGAGUUCAUCUUCUUCCUCCUCCCCUUCUUUUGCCUCCUCUCAAUCACCAUCAGAAUCAUCAUCGUCAUCUUCAACCUCCUACUCUUCAGACUCCAAAAUUUUGGACUCUAUUGACCAGUUGGACUGGGAGACUCACGUACACCAGAAUCUGCCUGGACUAAUGGAAAUGGAUCAAGAUGAACGAGUUGUUUGGCCUAGAGAUUCACUCUUCCGAUAUUUUGAGUUACUAGAAAAACUUCAGUAUAAUCUAGAGGAACGUAAACGGUUACAAGAGUUUGCAGUGCAGGCACUGAUGAACUUGGAAGACAAGUGAAAAUGACAAUGGAGGGCUCCCAUGUCUUUGGCAAAGAUAGUGAA